AUGCAGAGGGUCCUCUUCUGCAGCUUCAUUCUGUGCUCCUUCUUGGAAGAGAGUCUUGGCAUCAUCAGGAGAUAUUACAUUGGAGCGGUGGAGAGAGACUGGGAUUAUGCGGCUGGCAACCAGAAGGGGGUGCCCUCCUCUACCACCACCACCACCACUCGAUACAAGAAGGCCAUAUUUUUGGAAUAUGCAGAUUCGACGUUCACACAAGCAAAACCCAAGCCCGCCUGGAUGGGUCUCUUGGGCCCCACCAUCCAAGCAGAAGUUCAUGACAUCGUAGUUGUCACUUUUAGAAACCUGGCUUCCCACCCUUUCAGCAUCCACGCCAUCGGGGUGUCCUACUGGAAGGCUUCAGAGGGAGCAGGUUAUGAGGAUCAGACCAGCACGGCAGAGAAAGAAGAUGAUGCCAUAGGGCCUGGCCAGAACUACACUUACGUGUGGGAAAUCUUUGAAGCUGAUGGGCCGACGGACAGCGACCCUCAAUGUUUGACCUAUGCAUACUAUUCCCGGGUCAACAGCGUCAAGGACACCAACUCCGGCCUGAUUGGGGCGCUGCUGGUUUGCCAGCCAGGAACCCUGGUGAGGGAAGGAGCUCUGAGCCGGUUGCAACAAUUUGUGCUGCUUUUCUCUGUGUUUGAUGAAGGAAAAAGUUGGUACUCUGAAUCCAACACCCUGGGAACUACUUGGACUCAGCUGCACACUAUCAACGGGUACAUAAAUUCCUCCUUGCCUGAUCUAAAAGUCUGUCAGAAGAAACCAGUCUACUGGCAUGUCAUAGGCCUGGGUACCAGCCCAGAAGUCCACUCCAUUUUCUUUGAGGGUCACACUUUCUUGGUUAGGCAUCAUCGGCACGACACUCUGGACAUCUCCCCGUUCACUUUCUUCACUGCGGAGACAAUGCCUAGCACCAACGGCACGUUUCGAAUGUUCUGUCAAAUACCAUCUCACCAGGAAGCUGGCAUGGAAGCAUAUGUGAAGGUGGAAUUCUGCCCAGAGGAGCUUGAGAAGAAGAUGCGGCUGGCAGAACAUGCCGCAAAUGAGUUUUACGAUAACUACGAUGAAGAUGAUGAUAUAGAAAGUGUCGUGAUCAACAUGGAUCUGGAGGAUUCUGCACCAAGGCUCAAUAUCCGUAGCUUUGCCAAGCAGCAGCCGGUCACCUGGACGCAUUACAUUGCGGCUGAGGAGAUUGAGUGGGACUACGCCCCAGUCCAGCCCACUUACUUGAACAGUACUUACACCAGGCAGUUGCUGGAACGAGGCCCCCAAAGGAUUGGCUCCAAGUAUAAGAAAGUGAUGUAUGUGGAGUAUGAGGAUCGGACUUUCAAGAGGCAGAAGAUGCCCCGUGAUCCUCAGAUGGGGAUUCUGGGGCCUGUCCUCAAAGGAGAAGUGGGAGAUGAGCUUAAGAUUGUGUUCAAGAAUCUAGCCAGCCGGCCGUACAACAUUUACCCUCAUGGCCUCUCAAGCGUCUCUUCCUACCAACAAACCAAAACUAAAGAUAUGAAACGCUUGGCCAUUCGACCUGGCCAGCUGAUCGAGUACCGAUGGAAUAUAAUGCCUGAAGACGGCCCAACCAAAUCUGACGCCCGCUGCCUAACUCGUUUCUAUUAUAGUUCCCUCAAGCCUGCUCGGGACCUAGCCUCUGGACUUAUUGGUCCGCUGCUGAUCUGCUCCAGAGAGUCCAUGGACCAGCGGGGGAAUCAGAUAAUGCUAGAUGAAGCAAAAUUUGUGCUCUUUUCUGUCUUCGACGAAAACCGGAGCUGGUACUUGCAGAGAAAUAUCAAUGAGUUUUGCGCAGAUGCCACCAAUAUCAACCUCAAGGAUCCAGAGUUCUAUGCCUCCAACGUCAUGCACAGUAUCAAUGGCUACGUCUUUGAUAACCUACAUCUCAAUCUUUGCCUGAAUAAAGUGGUAUACUGGUAUGUCCUGAGCGUGGGUGCCCAAACAGAGUUCUUGUCUGUUUUCUUCUCGGGGAAUAUUUUUAAGUACAACACUGUCUUUGAGGAGACCCUCACGCUCUUUCCACACUCUGGGGAGACAGUCUUCAUGGCCAUGGAGAAUCCAGGUAUCUGGAUGUUGGGAUGCCUGAACCCUGAAUUUAGAAGAAGAGGAAUGAGAGCAAAAUUCACCAUUUCCAAGUGCACCGAGAACACUGAUAUCCACGAUGAAUAUUACAAUGAGUAUGAAAGGGUACAGCUGGUCACCCAAAAUGGAAGUGCUCAGAGGGAAAGUAAAGGCAGCGCAUCUCGGGAAGUGAAGGAUGCAAGGAACACCAUCACUAUCCCUAGUUAUUCCAGAACAAAAACAAGCCUUGGGGGCAAGAAUACAGCAACCAAAGCAGGGCUUACUUCCUCUACCUUUCUGGGAGGACAGACCACAAUUGUCAACUCUGUCCCACAGAAGACCACCAGGCAGAUGAAUGAGGCUGGAGUUCCUGCAACACUAGAAGCUCAGGUUGGGAGGCACGCUGACUCAGAAGCCCGUCUGCAGUUGCAGCUGAGGGAAUCGAGCAUCGCUCAGGAGCAAACGUUUGGGAAUGAAUCCUUGCAGGCUGCAUCAGCGAGGGAGGCAAAACAGGCCUUGGCAGAAAAAUAUUUGUCUCCUCAAGUUUACCUGACCAUCAAUCGGACCCUUCAAGGAAAGCAGCGGCAGCAGACUGACAGACAGGCAUUUAAUGGUGAAGGCAACCUUGCUCCCUCCGACGGUGUAAUACAAACAUUUAAAUGGAAAGAAAAGGAGGAAGCAGGGGGAACCCCAAGGCAGAAACUCCUCAGAGGUGAAAGCAGGGUCCCCGGCCUCAUUCAUGUGGAGGCCUCGAUGAAACCCUCUGGUCUUGUCAAAUCAGAGGUCACAGACUCCUUGAGGCCUCUGAAGGAGACCUCCGAGUAUGACGACUACAGUGUUGCUGAAGAGAAUCAGGAAUUUGAUAUCUAUGGGGAAGUCGAUACGGAUCCACGUGCUUUUGCUGGGAAAGUCCGACAAUAUUACAUUGCUGCUGAGGAAGUGAUGUGGGAUUAUGGCAGCCAGAUUUCCUCUCCAUAUAUGAGAGACAAUCCAAAGAGCAGCACAAAGAAACCCUUCAAGCAGUACAAGAAAGUGGUUUUCCGAGAGUAUCUAGACAGCUCUUUCACUCAACCGCUCGCCCGAGGAGAGUUAGAUGAGCACUUGGGCAUCUUGGGGCCGUACAUUCGGGCCCAGAUUGAUGAUGUUAUCAUGGUGACUUUUAAGAACUUGGCCUCCCGACCUUACACCUUCCAUUCCAACCUGCUGCCCUACGAGGGGAAAAGGGAGGAAGAGGGACAGUUCCGCCCGGAGGAGGUGCAGCCCAACCAAGUCCGCGAGUACACCUUGAGAGUACAGCGAGAAAUGGCUCCUACCAUGGAAGAGUUUGAGUGCAAGGCGUGGUUGUAUUUCUCCAGCAUUAACCUGGAGAAAGAUCUGCACUCGGGUCUUAUCGGGCCUCUGAUUAUUUGCCAGCCCGGAAUAUUGAGCACUGCACAUGGAAGGCAGCUGACCAUCCAGGAAUUCUCUCUCCUCUUCACCAUCUUUGAUGAGACAAAGAGCUGGUAUUUUGCCGAGAACCUCCAGAGGAACUGUCCGUCCCCCUGUCACAUCCAGAUGGAUGAUCCUGCCUUUAAAAUGAUCAAUUCUUUCUAUGCUAUCAAUGGCUAUGUGAGAGACACACUGCCAGGGCUGGUGAUGGGUCAGCACCAGAGGGUCAGGUGGCACCUAAUGAACGUAGGUGGGGUGGAAGACAUCCACUCAGUUCACUUCCAUGGGCAGGUCUUCACUGUCAGAAUGGGCAAGGAAUACCGCCUGGGAGUCUACAACCUCUAUCCAGGUGCUUUUGCGACUGUGGAAAUGCACCCGUCCCACCCUGGGAUUUGGCGGGUGGAAUGUGAGGUCGGUGAGCACGAGCAGGCUGGAAUGAGCGCCCUCUUCCUGGUGUAUGACCAGAGGUGUCAAAUUCCUCUGGGCCUAGCAUCUGGGACCAUUGCUGACUCUCAGAUCACAGCCUCGGAUCACUAUGGUGAAUGGGUCCCCAGUCUGGCCAGACUGGAUAAAUCGGGAUCAGUCAAUGCCUGGAGCACCGACUGGGGCAAUUCCUGGAUCCAGGUGGACCUCCUAAGCCCAAAGAUCCUCCAUGGGAUAAAGACGCAAGGAGCCCGGCAAAAGCUCUCUACCCUCUAUGUCUCUCAGUUCAUCAUCUUCCACAGCCUGGAUGGGCAGAAAUGGAAAAAAUACAAGGGCAAUUCCACCAGCUCCCAAAUGAUAUUCUUUGGGAAUGUGGAUGCAGCAAGUGUGAAACACAACGUCUUUGACCCCCCCAUCAUCACCCGCUAUGUCCGCCUUCACCCAACACAUUACAGCAUACGUGUGACACUGCGCAUGGAGCUCAUCGGCUGUGACCUGAACAGUUGUUCCAUGCCAUUGGGAAUGGAAAGCAAAGCUAUCUCCAACCAGCAGAUCUCAGCAUCCUCCUACAUUGACAACAUUGUCUCCUCUUGGCCUCCCUUUCUGGCCCGACUGAACCUGCAGGGGAGAAAUAAUGCAUGGAGGCCUAAGGCAAAUGGCCCAGAGGAGUGGCUUCAGGUGAACUUCCAGAAGACCAUGCGCGUGACUGGAAUUGUGACACAGGGAGCCAAGAGUGCCUUCACCCACAUGUAUGUGAAGGAAUUUUCUCUCUCAGGCAGCCAGGAUGGCAAGCGCUGGACUCCUGUUCUCCAAGAUGGGAAGGAGAAGAUUUUCCAGGGAAAUCAAGAUUCCUUCAGCCCGGUAUUGAAUCUCCUGGAUCCCCCGCUCUUUGCCAGGUAUUUAAGAAUACACCCACUCCACUGGAAUAAGCGCAUUGCACUGAGGACAGAAUUUUUGGGCUGUGAUACCCAGCAAAUGGUUUAGCGAGGAUGGACUUGCCUUUGCCUUGAUGGUGAAGUUUCCCAGGACCUGAAAUGCCCCCAAGUGGGGGCCGAGCGCAACGUUGGUAAAUUGCUGACACUCAAUCAAAACCUGUACAUUUUUGAUAACUG
Euleptes europaea (tarantolino) is the source of this 5024-nucleotide messenger RNA. It is a transcript of the gene F8, whose product is annotated as coagulation factor VIII. Gene Ontology annotation, molecular function: oxidoreductase activity; copper ion binding. The record is from RefSeq and is a predicted model, not a curated record. The transcript is spliced from 27 exons. Lineage: Eukaryota; Metazoa; Chordata; Lepidosauria; Squamata; Sphaerodactylidae. Bases 1 to 4896 code for a protein of 1631 amino acids.